Molecule: messenger RNA, 1200 nt
Organism: Aspergillus puulaauensis
Lineage: Eukaryota; Fungi; Ascomycota; Eurotiomycetes; Eurotiales; Aspergillaceae
Gene: GPI8
Product: GPI-anchor transamidase
Exons: 1
Coding region: 1-1200 (399 amino acids)
Biological process (GO): protein localization to cell surface; attachment of GPI anchor to protein; proteolysis
Cellular component (GO): GPI-anchor transamidase complex
Molecular function (GO): GPI-anchor transamidase activity
Source: RefSeq, a predicted model, not a curated record
AUGUCUCGGUACUUUGGGCUCCCCCGAGCCCUCUCUUUCCUUCUUUUCCUCCUCGUCGCGACUCUAGUAUCGGCAGAGCAUACAUCAAACUGGGCUGUCCUCGUUGCCACCUCGCGAUUUUGGUUCAACUACCGUCACCUCGCAAAUGUCCUCUCACUCUACCGAACCGUCAAGCGCCUCGGGAUCCCCGACUCGCAGAUCAUCCUCAUGCUCCCAGAUGACAUGGCUUGCAACCCCCGAAAUGCAUUCCCCGGAACUGUAUACAGUAAUGCCGACCGCGCGGUGGAUCUUUAUGGUGAUAACAUCGAGGUGGACUACCGGGGAUACGAAGUCACUGUGGAGAACUUCAUCCGUCUUUUGACCGACCGAUUAGAUGAGGAUGUUCCGCGCAGCAAACGCUUGAACACUGACGCCGGGAGCAACGUGCUCGUGUAUAUGACAGGACAUGGCGGCGACCAGUUCCUCAAAUUCCAAGACGCCGAAGAGAUCGGAGCGUGGGAUCUGGCGGAUGCAUUUGGGCAGAUGUGGGAGAAGAAGCGCUACCACGAGUUACUAUUUAUGAUCGACACCUGCCAGGCUAAUACGAUGUACACUAAUUUCUACUCGCCCAAUAUCGUUGCGACAGGGUCCAGCGAACUUGACCAGUCGUCUUACUCUCACCAUGCGGAUAAUGAUGUGGGGGUUGCGGUGAUUGACCGCUGGACGUACUAUGUGCUUGAAUUCCUCGAGACUCAGGUGACCAGUGCGAAUUCAAAGCAAACGCUGGGCGACUUGUUCGAUUCGUACGAUGAAUCAAAGAUCCACUCGAAUCCUGGUGUCCGAUGGGACCUAUUCCCUGGAGGAGAACAGGAGGGCCGCCUUCGGACGUUGGUGGAUUUCUUUGGGAACGUUCAGAGCGUUGAGGUAGAGAAGGCCGAUGCUGACGAGCCAGGUUCGCUGAAGGAGGACCUUGUUGAAAUUGCGCGACUUGUCGAGAAGUGGCGGUCAUUUUCUCAGGACUAUACCACCGCCGACAAUGCCACAUCCCAGCAAGAUGAUACAGAAGCUCGGCCUGCAUAUGAAGUGAAGCGAAGGAGUGUCGGCCCUGUGAAACUGGCUGACGAGACUCCCUGGGAGAAACGCUUGAUUGGGUUGUCAAUUCUGGGGGCGUGUGCGGCCGUCUGGUUCACUGGAUCUGCCUUAGGCGGGACCAUGGCCUGA